GUUUGUGUACGUGUCGUCCCUCCUCGUGGCCAUAAUACUCGAAAGAUGAGAGUAGCUGUAAUUUACCUGGAAAAGAAAUUCAUCGUCGUCAUACCAGAGAACAGUUCUGUGGCAGACUUGAAGACAGAGAUCGAGAGAGUCCACUGUGCUCUGUUUCAAAGCUCUGGUCCUCCCCAGCCAGUGACUGAGAUACAGACACUGUCAGGCUGUGUGCUCUAUGGAGGGUAUACAAUCUCUUCCGUGCUGUCGGACAACGAUACAGUCAUAGCUUCAGGGGCAGGGGGUGUGACUCCUUCAACAGGAGAUGGCCACACUAACUCACCGCGACUUUGUGCUUACACCUCACCGUCUCAAUUGUCAUUCUGUGGAUACAUUCCAUUGGGUUACUAUUCUCCAGUAAUGGGUAGUUGAAUUAUGGUCACUUGGGUGGUAGCCCCUACACUCCACCCCAAUCUCGUGUCUUACCACCUCCACUAGAGACAUCAAAACUGAGUCUUUUUCAAUCUCCAUCGGCCAACAGUCAAUGCCCUAGCCCAGAGUCCAUCAGGGGAGCAACCCCUCAAUCUCAACCUUGUCAGAGCACCAGUAAGAGGGAACGUGACUCUGACAGAAUCGAGCACACACCUAGUGCAGAGGAAUCAGAGUCACCAUUGGGCGAUCUCUCUCACUUG
This is a messenger RNA of Geodia barretti, 671 nucleotides long. The record is from the annotation of a GenBank genome assembly. Lineage: Eukaryota; Metazoa; Porifera; Demospongiae; Tetractinellida; Geodiidae.